Molecule: messenger RNA, 1032 nt
Organism: Aplysia californica (California sea hare)
Lineage: Eukaryota; Metazoa; Mollusca; Gastropoda; Aplysiida; Aplysiidae
Product: guanine nucleotide-binding protein G(o) alpha subunit
Biological process (GO): adenylate cyclase-modulating G protein-coupled receptor signaling pathway
Cellular component (GO): heterotrimeric G-protein complex
Molecular function (GO): G-protein beta/gamma-subunit complex binding; GTPase activity; G protein-coupled receptor binding
Source: RefSeq, marked provisional
AUGGGGUGUGCACUCAGCGCAGAGGAGCGGGCUGCUAUGGAAAGGAGCAAAGCCAUCGAGAAAAACUUGAAGGAAGAUGGCAUACAGGCAGCCAAGGAUAUAAAACUUCUACUGUUAGGUAAGUGUGAAAUUAUCCACGAAGGCGGUUUCUCCAGCGAGGAUAAUAAACAGUAUAAACCAGUGGUCUACAGCAACACGAUACAGUCACUGGUUGCCAUUAUACGGGCGAUGGGAACUCUUAGCAUACCGUUUGGGGACGAUGAAAGAGAGUCUGAUGCCAAGAUGGUGUUAGAUGUUAUAGCAAGGAUGGAAGACACAGAGCCUUUCUCUGAGGAGCUGCUCGCUGCCAUGAAAAGACUGUGGGUGGACUCAGGUGUACAAGAGAGCUUUGGUCGGGCAAAUGAGUACCAGCUCAACGACUCUGCCAAAUACUUUUUAGAUGAAUUAGAUCGCUUAGGUGCAAAAGAUUACAUGCCUACAGAACAGGACAUCCUGAGAACUAGAGUGAAAACCACUGGCAUCGUUGAAGUCCACUUCUCGUUUAAAAAUUUAAAUUUCAAACUGUUUGAUGUUGGUGGGCAGAGAUCAGAAAGGAAGAAGUGGAUACAUUGUUUUGAAGAUGUCACAGCCAUCAUAUUCUGUGUUGCUAUGAGUGAAUACGACCAAGUCUUACAUGAAGAUGAAACAACAAAUCGAAUGCAGGAGAGCUUGAAGCUGUUUGAUUCCAUUUGCAACAACAAAUGGUUCACAGAAACCUCCAUAAUCCUGUUUCUCAACAAAAAAGAUCUCUUUGAGGAGAAAAUCAAGAAAUCACCAUUAACGAUAUGUUUCCCUGAAUACACAGGAAAACAAUUUUAUCUAGAGGCCUCAGCAUACAUUCAGGCAAAAUUCGAAUUCAAAAACAAAUGUUCAGCGAAGGAAGUCUACUGUCAUCAAACUUGCGCCACGGACACUAAUAACAUUCAGUUUGUAUUUGAUGCGGUAACAGAUGUCAUCAUUGCUACCAACCUACGCGGCUGUGGCCUAUACUGA